Molecule: messenger RNA, 3473 nt
Organism: Anolis sagrei ordinatus
Lineage: Eukaryota; Metazoa; Chordata; Lepidosauria; Squamata; Anolidae
Gene: AKAP8
Product: A-kinase anchoring protein 8
Cellular component (GO): nuclear matrix; nucleus
Molecular function (GO): DNA binding; protein kinase A regulatory subunit binding
Source: RefSeq, a predicted model, not a curated record
CCGCCGGCCUGUAGCGCUCGCGCCGUCAGGGUACAGGUUAGGUCUUCGCUGUGGCAGGCCGGCGGCGCGGAAGCAAUGGAGCAGGGCGGCUACGGUUAUGGCUCCUGGGGUACUGAUACCUCAAAUACUCAAGAUGCAUAUGCUGCAAACCCAGCAAGUUGGCAAGGAUAUGAAGGCUAUGAUUAUUACAGUGCACAAGCCAGCAAUUCUGCUACAGCUGCCACAUACAACUAUAAUGCUGCUGCCACUGCUGCCACAACCACAUGGGACACUUCUAAAACUACUAAUAUGUCAAUGAGUACAGACAUGGGCACUGGUAUGCCAGUUGUGAAUUACAAUACUGGGGCAGCAGGAACAGAAAACAAUGAUUCAAUUAUAGCAAAAAUAAACCAGCGUCUGGAUAUGAUGUCAAAGGAAAGCAAUAGUGGUGCUGGAGGGGGCAUGGAGGAUCAGGGAAGCUCUUUCAGAUUUGAGUCUUUUGAGUCCUAUGACUCUAGAGCUUCAGUGCCAGACCGUGACAUGUACAGGAUCAGCUAUGACUAUAAUGAAGUUGGAUCCAAUCAGAACGAUUCCUUUGGAAGUCACUACGAUGCUGCUGGUAACCCACAAGAUCAGCCACGCAACAGAGGAAACAGCUAUGGCUUUGCUAGAGGGAGGGUCCAGAAUCGAGGGCAUCUCAACACUUUCAAUCGUGACCGUUUCAUGCCAUCAAGUACAGAACGGUUCUCUACACGAUGGAAUGAGAUGAAUUAUAUGGGUGGAAGGAAUAUGGGAGGAUCUGGAUCUAACAGACCUCCACCUCUCUUUUCCCAAGACCUCAUUCCUGAGUAUAGAGAUUACGGUGAUUAUGGAGACUGUGAUGACUAUGGGGACUUUGGCAACUGUGGGGAUUAUGAUUAUGGCAUGACGGGAACACCGGGAAUGGGAAUGGGAAGGUUUCCCAGGAACAUGCCCUAUGGCUUCGGCAGAUCACAUGGCAGACCCAAGAAGAGAGUUUUCCGUGGCCGUUUUGGUGGACGUUCAGAUAAUGAAGGUGGAUUCCAUAAACGAAAACAAUCCCAAAGUGGAGAUGAGCCAGACAGCAAACAAGCAAAGACUGAAAGCGAAAGAGAUGACUCAGAUAAUGAUGAUGGAGAAGAAGAUGACAAGUCAGGAGAUGAAGGAAACAAAGGUGAGCACAGGGAAGGCAAUGAAGCACUCAAGGGGAAAGCAACUGGAGAUGAUGAAGAGUCAAAACAAAGAAAAGAGAAACAGAGGCAAAGAGAUAGAAUGCGUGACCGUGCUAUGGACAGAAUUCAGUUUGCUUGCUCUGUAUGCAAAUUUCGAAGUCUUGAAGAAGAAGAAAUGGAGAAGCAUUUGCAAAGCAAAUUUCACAAAGAUGUCUUGCAAUACAUUGGGACCAAAUUGCCUGACAGAACUGUAGAAUUCCUGCAGAAAUACAUUGUUAAUAGAAAUAAGAAAAUUGGUAAGCGUCGGCAAGAGCUGACAGAGAAAGAGAGCACAAAACAAAAACCAGAUCCUUUCAAAGGAAUUGACCAGGAGCACUUUUUUAAAAAGAUAGAAGCCGCACAUUGCUUAGCUUGUGAUAUGCUAAUUCCUGCACAACCGCAUCUUCUUCAGAGGCAUUUACGGUCUGUUGAUCAUAACAGAAAUCGCAGGAUUGCAGUCGAACAUUUCAAGAAAACCAGUUUUCACGUAGCUAAGAGUGUCCUAAAUAGCAAACACAUAGUGAAAAUGCUAGAAAAGUACCUCAAGGGUCCGCAGGUGCCUCCGCAACACCUCAUGAUCAACAGUAUCAAAGGCUGCCGACAGGUCUAACAGAAUCCACAUGGACACCUGACCUUUGUCAAUCAGCAGGAGGAGAUCUUCGACCCACCCAGCACAGUCUCCGUACCAUACCCAGGUGCAAAACCAAGCUGAAAGGGGUGAAGGAAAUCUGAGGAUUCCAGGUAAUGCCAGAGGUGCCCCAACAAAAUUCUUCUCAUCACCUUCCCCAUGAAAGGAAGGUUGAAGGCAGGGGGCGAGACUGUUCAAAUCAAGAGAUGAUUCUUGAACACUGAGCUAAUGCUCCCUUCCUUAAAGAAUGCUGGCUUUUGGCCCUUCCUGGGGAAGCCUGUGACAGUCUCUACCAGUUGGGAUUCUGAAUCCCCCCUCCAACAUUUUUAUCUAGCGAUUGACGGAUAUUUCCAAAUUGCAAGGUAGAGCCUAGAGCUCUGUGAACCCCAAUACAUCAGUAAAUCAGGCUGAUUGGUUGAUUUCAGCCAGAGAAGAUGACACUACUUGUCUCUCACCUGCAUGGUUCUUCUUUUAUGGAGACAGUCUGGUUUGAAUUUGAUCCACCUGGGUCGUAAAACAGAAGUACUCAGUUCUUGGGUGUGGAAAUCCCUAGCUGAGUUGCUAAACCCAGUUUACAUGAGUGGGGCUCCAUAGAUAUAGCAGAAAAAGCAGGACAUUUGAUCUUCUGUACCUGAUAUGUAUAUGAGCGUAGAAAGUGUAAUUUUAAUUUGAUCAGAUUAUGGACUAGAUUUCUACCCUGCUGUCUUCUUCCCUUCUAUAUACCUGCUUCAGGUCAGUCACAUAUGAGUGAUUUGCAAGAAGGGAGGAAAUGUUUUUAAGUCUGUUGUGAUGCUACGUAGUGAUUUUGACAUCCAGUAGAACAACACUAGUAUAUAUCUACUGUUUCCAUACAAUGUUUUCUUUAGUAAAUAAGAGAAUGUUGAGCCAAGUUAGAGUAGAGCACUGCCCUCCAUGUUGGGCAACUGAAAUCUCUAAUUUCAGUCUAAGGAAGAUGAGUAUGACUUCUUUAAGAGGAAUUUCCAGGAGAAUUUCCUCAUGUGCUUUGAUCAGACAUGGAAAGUGUUUUGCCUAACAAGAUCACUGAAAUGUGUGAGUAGCCAUCAUUGGUUUAUAGCCAUAUGACUAGACAUGGACUAAAAUAUAAUAAUUGAGAGGGUUUCUGAAAUUUCCUGGCAUUUACUAGACCUGGUGUUUUGUGCUAGGUGCCCAAAACUUAUAUUGAGAAAUGAACAGAUUUCCAAGGCCACAGGGACUGCAUUUGCAUUCACUUCAUUUACUACAAUAGAUCUAGUUAAGCAAAUUAUAACCUGUUCUUAUUCUUUUGAGGCUGAGGCUUUACCAGAUUUCAGAUAAUGCCACAUUCAUAGAGAGAAGAUAGUGGUAGCCUUAAGUAAAGAAUAUCAGCAAAAAUGUAGUCCAUUACCUUGAUAGACAGAGCAGUGGUUUGUGCUAGUCAGCUUUCAAAUAAAGAUGUUUAGUUUUCAAUCACUCAUUUGCAAAUUUCUGCAUUUUAGGCUUGAUGUUCUCUAAGAGAACUUUAGAUGACUCUGCAAUUUUGAUAACGGGCUUCCUCCCUUUGUCAGGGCGAUGAUCCAUUUACAGAUGAGAACAUUGACCAAGAUGUUGAUGAAUCUGAAGCUGUAGAGAGGGCAGACAGUGAAAGGGCUCCAGAAAAU